UGAGCCUCCCUGCAGUGCCUUAUUCAGCAGGAACAGUUUUGGAAUUGAAAAGUGGAGGGAGGCGGUAAAGGACAGCACAGAGGCAUCAGGUGUGCAGGCAGAGAGACGGGAGGAAAAUGAGAAGCAGACGAAUUAGAACUGGGGAUUUGGACAUAUGAUGAGAAGAGCACAGGAGUCAGAAUGAGUCUGUUAGGAUCAGACACACUGGGAGCCUUAAGAAUAGGAUUAGCAUCAUCUGGAGCUGGACGCGGAAAGAAAAUUACAACUUCACUGCUUUUUUGGGGGAUACAUUUAUAAGGGUGAGGGAAUCAACACGUCCAGCCAAUGCUCCAGUUUGGCUGAAACUACUCAUGCAGAACGAAAGAUCCUUCGGAAAGACAUUCAAAAUUCACACUGACGUACAGACAGAAAAAAUAGAGUCUUCACCUGCUGAACCAUGACUGGUAAGCAAGGGGGACAGUGGAGGUCCAUGUACAAACGCCUCAUCCUGGGAACACUUCUAACAGGCUGUAUGAUCCUGCUUUACUGCUUCUCCAUCCAACAGAUCAACUUCAACCCUCCUGAGGUCCCAGUGCCUUACUCCUGUGCCCAUAGUCCAUCCAAUCUUUACCCUAAACCAGCCACCAAAUCACAAAACAACUCUAGUCAGCAAUGCUCUCCUAAAGUGGACAUAAUGUUCAUGAAGACCCACAAAACGGCCAGCAGCACCUUCCUCAACAUCCUGUUCCGUUUUGGAGAGAAACACCGUCUUCAAUUUGCUUUUCCUGACAGCAGAAAUGAUUUCUUCUAUCCGUCCUUUUUCCAGCGCUCUCAGGUCAAAGACUACAAACCUGGAAUGUGCUUCAACAUAAUCUGUAAUCAUAUGCGGUUCAAUGCUGCAGAAAUAGAAAAGCUACUUCCUUUAGACACAACCUACAUCACCAUUCUGAGGGACCCGGCAGAACUAUUUGAAUCAUCUUUCCACUAUUUUGGCCGGCUGGCGCCUUUUACCUGGAAGAUACCUGGUGACGACAAGCUCAAGGAGUUCCUGCUUGACCCACACAGCUACUUUGACCCAGAGGGCUACAAUUCCUUCUAUCUCAAGAACCUGCUGUUUUUUGACUUUGGCCAGGACAACACUCUGGAGCCUGAGGAUCCACGGGUAGAAGAAGGAAUCAGAUUAAUCUCUGAGCGUUUCCAUCUGGUCAUGUUGGUGGAACACUUUGAGGAAUCAUUAAUCCUGCUCAAAGAUGCUCUCUGCUGGGACAUGGAUGACUUGCUCUUCUUCAAGCUCAAUGCCCGUAAGGGAUCCACUGUGUCAAAACUUACACCUGAGUUGAGGGCCAGGGCACUUAAGUGGAAUGCCAUUGACUGGAAGCUAUACCAGCACUUCAACCAAACUUUUUGGAAGAGGGUAGAUGCUUAUGGACGGCUGCGUAUGGCCAAGGAUGUGGCAGAACUUCGAAGAAGAAACAGAGAAAUGGCAUCAAUCUGCAUUGAGGGAGGCCAUGCAGUGGAUGCCAGCAGCAUCCAGGAGACAGACAUGCAGCCCUGGCAACCAAUCGGGGAGAAAUCUAUCAUGGGCUAUAACCUUAAGAAGAAUGUGGACAAAGCCCAUCAAAAGCUGUGCCGUAAGAUGUUGACGCCGGAGCUUCAGUAUCUAACAGAACUGGGGGUAAACUUGUGGAUCACUAAGCUGUGGGGCCAUGUUCGGGAUAUCAUUAAUUGGUGACAAGGCGUGUAUGAUGAGGUGGUGAAUAGACCAUCAAAAGAAGAUGAAAAACAUCAGAGCGUGGUUGAUAGAUGGCUGAAGGGCAGUGCUUUUAUAAAAGUUUUGAUGUCUCAAUGUACAAGUUGAUGAACUUUUUUGGUAGAAUUGGUAAAACUGGUCAGUUUUGAAAAAGCAACCAUUUUCCGUUUCUAUCUGUGAGUUGAUGGGCUCACAAUAAAGUCAGAGAUCUCACUGAUUAAAUCAUAUUGUUGCCAUACCAACCAAAUCUUUAAGACAAAGAUCUGUAUGUAAAAUGAAUUUAUUUAUCCCAACUUCACUUCUUUAUUGAAAAGUUUUACUUUUAUGAAAUAAUUCUGACUGCAGGUUGAAAAUAUGAGGUGAAAACACUGAAGGUAAACAUACUAGUAUUACAGUAAAACAGAAAAAAAUUCAAACUAAGAUAUUCUUGAUGAAAUUGUACCUGAUGGUAAUAUUAAUGGUUAAAUGUCUUUAAAGUUUUUUUCAAGGACUUUAAAACCAAGGUUAUUAUUUAAUUAAUGGUAUGAAAAAAAGCUCUAUGCAAUCACAGGAAAAAUGUUUGUUAUCGCUUAUGGUAUUUUUUGGUAAUGAUAAU
Molecule: messenger RNA, 2324 nt
Organism: Cyprinodon variegatus (sheepshead minnow)
Lineage: Eukaryota; Metazoa; Chordata; Actinopteri; Cyprinodontiformes; Cyprinodontidae
Gene: gal3st1a
Product: galactose-3-O-sulfotransferase 1
Exons: 4
Coding region: 437-1711 (424 amino acids)
Biological process (GO): myelination; galactosylceramide biosynthetic process
Cellular component (GO): membrane
Molecular function (GO): galactosylceramide sulfotransferase activity
Source: RefSeq, a predicted model, not a curated record